Suillus subalutaceus is the source of this 573-nucleotide messenger RNA. RefSeq lists its product as uncharacterized. The transcript is spliced from 3 exons. Lineage: Eukaryota; Fungi; Basidiomycota; Agaricomycetes; Boletales; Suillaceae. The record is from RefSeq and is a predicted model, not a curated record. Bases 1 to 573 code for a protein of 190 amino acids.
AUGCUGCAAUACGCACUGCAGCAUCAGAAGGCAAUUGACACAAUUACACAGCAUCGCGAGUUGGGUUUGAGGUCAUUCGAGAUGAGCGAUAACAAAUGGUGUAUUGUCGAGCAGUUGCAGGAUGUAUUGAAGAUCCUUAAGGAUGCCAUGCUGUUCUUCUCGCGUGCAACACCAAACCUUGCAACAGUUAUCCCAGUGAUGGACCUUAUUGACCAGACACUUGCUACACACACGCUCAACAACAAACUUCUACCCUCAAUUCAUGCUGCUGCAGGACUGGCCAAAAAAACACUCAACCGCUACUACCAGUUUACAGACAGUUCAGAUGUUUACCGUAUCACAAUGAUUCUCCAUCCACGACACAAGCUGUCUUACUUCGAACGUGCAAAUUGGGGGGAGGAUUGGAUUGAAACUGCGCUGUCACUUGUACGCGACAAGUAUAGUCACUCAUACUCGACGAGCAAUAACACCGAGGGGGAGACUGAUGAGAUGGUAAACCUUUUUGAGAACAAGUCAUCCUCAAUGGUAAGUCAUUUGUUUUAUUCCAGUACUCUAACCGACCCUCUCUUGUAG